AAUGGUUUAUCAUUUCUCUGAAUCUUAAAACCUUUAUUUCAUGUAUGUAAAUGUUCAAUAUUCAACAUGUGUCAUUUACAGGACUAAUCUUACUCACUUUUAAGCUAGUAACAGAAUCAAUGUUAAUAAAUCUAACGUAUUUAACUCGUAGAUAGAGAAAGUAUUUAUUCUGUAAUUGUACAAUUACUUGUAUAUUUGUUCAAACAAUUACUAUAAUAUUUGGUUUAAGAAAUUAUUUAUAUAUGCCUUAACUUGUUGAACAUAAUUAGCAUACUGUAAAUAAGUUUCACGUGAACACCGCGAACUAAAUGUUUCUAACAAACAAUUAACCUUUGACCUGCAUUUAUGUAGUCGUUCAGUUCCAAGUAAAACGCAAACACGUUUAAAAUUCAAGUUAGAAGAUUAAAUGAUCAAUCAUAUAACAAUAAAAAAUUACGAAAACAUAUUUCAGUUUGUCAGUGUUCGUUAACCUAAUCGAACAAUUAUUUUUGAUUUUAUCUUGUGAAAAGUUGUCACGUACCGAAUAUUUAUCAUAUGUUCUCUUCGUGCAUGUGCGUCGUUCUUAUCGUCUUCUAACUUUCGGUUUCAUUGGUUUUUGAGUUUUAUGAGUGAACGAGAAUGCAAAGUGAACGUUUUCUGAUUAAAUAUAUAACAGUGAACAAUUGCUUUGCCUAUUUGCCGGACACCUGGCUACGCAAAUUGGAAACUAAGGAAAAUGUAAUUGAAAUAUUGCACAAGGAUAAAACGUAUUACGUGUCUUGUAAUGCAAGACCGAACAACAAUGAAACUCUAUGCCUGGGUACAUCCUUUGCUAGAAGUUUAAACAUCAAUGAAGGUGACGAAGUCUUUGUGUCUUCGAUAAAAGAUGUGCCAUUCUUAACAAAAAUCAACGUCGCACCUCGCACCGCGAACGACAGAGAGAUUCUGGAAUUACAAAUGGAAAAGGUGCAAUCCACGCUGCUUAAUCAAAUUCGCGUAGUGGCCAAAGAGCAACCAAUUAUUGCGUGGGUGUCGAAAUUUUCUUCCGUAACAUUAAUUGUAGAAUCUUUAGAACCAAAUUAUAAGUGUGGAAAGCUGGAACAAUUCUCAGAGAUCCACGUGGGUGACACAGUGGCAAACGCUAAAUCAGAAUCUUCAAGUGACCUGAGCAAACAAAAUAGCGUCACGAAUAGUCUGCUCACUGGUUUCAGAAGAUUGUUACCAUUUUCUAGCGAGCGAGUCACGUCCAAAUCGCAAGAGAAUGAAAUGGAAAGAAAUCGAAAACUUUUGCAAAGUUUUCGCAACAGAAAGAAACUUAUGAUUUACCGAGUUCACCCUAUGCCAAAGUUGAACCCUACAAAAAAUAAUCCUUUCAAUGUAACUGCUGAUUGUCCCUAUCACGUGUUUGUCCCAAGGAACCAGGCGCCAAAAUUUUCAGGCAAUUUUGCAAUUUGUCGCGUGAAGAAGAUCGCAGAGGACAAACAGUAUGCGAAUGUGACCAGCACUAAUUUUCUCAGCAAGCUGGACUCUCCUGUCCCGCAAUUGUCCACCGAAUUAACAGUGAGACUAUUCAUCCUGGAGGACCUAUUCGAUGGAUCACAUAACAAGGAUCAUUUUAAUGUUAAUUUCCUCCACACGAGCGUUUAUGUCUCGGAUAGUUUGAGGAUCGGUUUGAAUCUUAAAACAGGGUCAAAGAUAAGCUUGUACCUGGUGGAAGAGUCCCAGAACACUGUACCCUCUUCCAUCGAGCUGUACUCCUGGAAGAACUCGGUGUCCAUAGACAGUUUUCGGAAUUACGUUGAGACACACUCGAAUCCUGAGAAAUUGUUCAUCAAUUCUUGCGCUGUUCUCUUUGUGGAUGGUAAUUGUUGCGUUUUAAAAAUUUCACCGGAGGAUUGCACGUAUGCUGCAAUCGAUGCGACUGAUUUGAAGAAAAUGAAAGUUCACACGAGAACUGUGAACGAGGAGAGUCAUUUAAGGAUACCUUCAGGGUUGGAUCAAGAACAUUCUAGUCUGGAGAAAAUUUUCACACGAUAUUUAAGCAACGUUUUGACGGAGUGUCAACUCACUCUGGAUCUCAGUCUCGGUCUGCGGACGCGAUUGGGCUUUGAAUAUGAUCGAGAAAAUAUUUUAAUUUCCGGGGUAGUUGGUUCCGGUAAAACUACCGUCUGCAAAGUACUUAUGGAAUAUCUGGAAAGUCCGCCGUAUUUUGUGCACACUCACAUGAUUGAUUGCAGAUCGUUAAAAGGAAAAAAGGCUGAAAUGUGGCAGAAAAUUUUAACAGUUGCACUCAACGAGUGUGUCUAUUAUCAACCUUCUGUAUUAUUUCUGGACGAUAUAGAAUCUAUCACAGUUGCAUCAGCAAAUGACGAAGAGAAUACUCCGGACGCUAUGAAUGCUGCGAGAAUCACGGAUAUGCUGAUUAACACGGUGACACAGUAUCAGGAAACUUAUUACGUGUCGGUGAUUGCUACCUGUGCAGGUAUCAAUAGGAUAGGUCAGAAACUAAGGCCAGCAAGAGGGUGUCAUUUCUUCAGAACUAUUUUGUCCCUUCCGAAUCUCGAAAAGACGGAUAGAAUCGAUAUUUUGCAAUUAAUGCUGCGGGACAAGUGGUACGUGCCAGGAGAAGACGUGAAUUGGGAUUACUAUGGAAACAAGACCGAGGGAUGGAUGGUUCAAGAUCUCGUGGAUCUUGCUAAGAAAGCCACGUAUGUUGCUUGGGUUCGUCACGGUGAAGAGGAAGGCUCCAAGCCUCCUGUCGUUAUCGCAGAAGAAGACAUGUCGAAUGCGUUGAAGAAUUCCACACCGAUGUCUUUGCGAGGCAUACAACUGUACAAAGGAGCGGGUCACCUUUGGUCGGACAUUGGUGGUCUGGCUGAGGUGAAGAAGUCCCUCGUGGAGAUUCUCCAGUGGCCGUUGAAAUAUCCUGAAGUGUUCAAGAAUGCUCCAAUCAAACUCCAAAAUGGUGUUUUAUUGUACGGUAUGCCUGGUACCGGAAAGACAAUGCUAGCCAAAGCGAUCGCCAACGAGUGUGGCGUGAAUUUAAUUAGCGUCAAGGGUCCAGAAUUAUUAUCAAAAUACAUAGGUGCCAGCGAGGAGUCAGUUAGGAACAUGUUCGAAAGGGCUCUUCGUGCAAAACCGUGUGUCUUGUUCUUUGACGAAUUCGAUAGUCUUGCACCCAGACGAGGUCACGAUAGUACCGGUGUGACAGAUAGAGUAGUGAAUCAAUUGUUAACGCAAAUGGAUGGAGUGGAGGACAGAGAAGGUGUUGCGAUCGUGGCUGCUUCUUCGAGACCGGAUUUAUUGGACCCAGCUUUGCUGAGGCCUGGACGUCUUGACAAAGCAUUGUAUUGUCCAUUACCAGAUGAGGCAGAUAGAGAGGAGAUUUUAGCAGCACUUUGCAAGGCCCAGAAGAUAGACACGGUAGAAUUGGAUUUGAAAGAACUGGCUAUACUUAGUUCACAGUUCACUGGCGCGGAUUUGAACGCUGUUAUCACGCAGGCUAAAUUAUCAGCUUUCGAAGAGGCUGCUGAGAAUCUCACCGAUGGGAAGAUCACGGUGACAGAUUUUAAAGUCACCCAACGACAUCUGAUAGAUUCCAUCGGGUCCACUCAUCCAUCUCUGUCCGGACCUGAAAAAGAAAAAUAUACAAGAAUUUAUACCAGAUUCACGGGGAACGAUAAUUUUAUGAAGGAUCUGGUGAAGAAUCAAAAAGCUACUUUGGCAUAAGCCUGAAUGAAUUCAUAUAAGGGAUCAUCUUUUUACCUAUCUAUUUUCGUAAAAGAAUAGAAGAUUCAGAAAGAUACAAUAAGCAAACGAAAAAUAUACAUAUUGUAUAAUUAUUAUCCUCCUCUAUUGGAAGAUUAGGUCUCGAUUAGUCCAGUAGCUGAUUAUUGAUCCCAACCUCGUUGAAUCCCCUGUACAUCGGUUAUAUUUUCAUUUUAUCACGUAUACGUGGAUGCAGCUCGUAGGAGGUGGGUGGAGGGAUGCAGGGGAUUCAGUUUUCCUCGUUUAGCCGAGUAUAAGCGUAAUCCGGAUGCCUGCGUCUCUCAAGAAACUCAGCCUCGUUGGCGUCGUUCCGCGAAGCUUAACAUCGCGGGCACAAGAACUUUUCGUAUUAAUAAUCGGUAUAAUAAUUAGUAUUUUCAUGCGCGACUUAGCAGGAAGGAGGCACGCGGCCGACCAAGAGAGAACGAGCACCGAACUUCGGUGGAUCUUGAUUUUAAGUUCGGGCGAAGGAGGCACAUAUUUCACCCCGCUAAUGUCCCGCCAGAUAAACUACAAUAUUAGCUGCCUUCGCUCGUGAUUUAAUUUAACUUUGCCCCGGCGCGACAUCCGCCUCUAGCUUUCGGCUGCCUCCCUCUUCAGCCUGGUUAACCAACAUCCCUAACCACCAGCCUCGACCCGCCAGUUACGUCGACAUGUGUUCCUGCUUUAUAGUUUUCGCGGCUGGCAUAAGCGGAUUCCAAAGAAAUUACGCGCUGAUAUUACUCUCCGUUUGGGAAUUCAACGUGUCGCGACUGUAAUUAUCAUUUCGAAAUUUCAAGUUUUCACUCGUCACCUUUGAAAAUUAAUAAAUUGACAGGUAAAGUCAGCGUAGGAAUACGAACUUAUGGAAACGCUACGACAACACCGGAAACCAGGAAACGCCGGUAAACGUGAGGGCAAAGAAACUUGCGCUCUUGGAUUAUUCCUCGAAGAAUUAGGAUGGCAUUCAAGCCCGAUGGAAAAUCAUGUUCGCAUUGUCGCGUGUCCUUCGAACGCGGAGGACCGAUGUUUCGACCGAUGCGACGCGACGUUUCCGUCCUCGGCGCGGAAGAAAGGUGACGGAACGAGAGGAGACGGCGAAGUCAAGUUUUCGAAUGUCAAGGUAACGAGAUUAGCGCGACGAGAAACGGUAAUCAGGGAUAAAAAUGCUACGACCGACGGCAUUUACGCUAACUAAUCUUCUUCAAGAGGCGAGGCGGUGUAAACGGAGUUAGCACCAGCCAGCUCCGCGUUUCUCCACGCUUUCCCGUCGCUCGGUUGCCUUGUUAGCCGGAUAAUUGGCCAUUUUUAUGCUAAACAGACCCGCGACUGUUACUGCGGCUCGCAUUCUCGUUUUCGCCUUUCUUCCUCUACUUCUUC
Molecule: messenger RNA, 5106 nt
Organism: Osmia bicornis bicornis
Lineage: Eukaryota; Metazoa; Arthropoda; Insecta; Hymenoptera; Megachilidae
Gene: Pex1
Product: peroxisome biogenesis factor 1
Exons: 15
Coding region: 619-3708 (1029 amino acids)
Biological process (GO): protein import into peroxisome matrix
Cellular component (GO): cytosol; peroxisome; peroxisomal membrane
Molecular function (GO): ATP binding; ATP hydrolysis activity
Source: RefSeq, a predicted model, not a curated record